AUGGAUCCUGCCCCGAAGCUCAAACUAUAUUACUUCAACAUGAAGGGAAAGGGUGAACCUAUUCGUUUAUUAUGUGCCUACACCGGCCUAGAACUUGAGGACUAUCGCUUUGCCUCGAGUCAAGAGUUUGUGGACCUCAAGGAAAAUGGAAAACUUGCGUUUGGACAAGUUCCAAUGCUUGAAGUCGAUGGAAAGCACCAACUAAUCCAAUCGGGAGCCAUCAUGCGAUACCUCGCCAAGCUCACAAAACUCUGUCCAGAGGAUCCAUUGGAGGCUGCGAAGGUGGACGCCAUCUUUGACCAAGAAAACGAUGCCUUCAUGGGCGCCACCGUUGCGUCCUACACCACCCGUUUUGGAAUCGAGAUGGACGACGCUACCAAGCAAAAGGCUUUUGAUACCAUCUCGAAAGAAAUACUUCCUCGUCAUUUGGGCAACCUGGAAAGGCUGCUCAAGGCAAGCAGCACAGGCUGGGUCGCUGGUACCGAGACGCCUACUAUAGCCGACUUUGUUUGGUUCGCACGCUUCGAUGACUACAUUCCCAACAGAAAGCAACUUUCUGAGAACCUGAGAAGUCUUGAUGACUAUCCCGAGUGCAAAGCUUUCGUCGAAAGAUUUAAAUCUCUUGCACCCAUCAAGGAGUACUAUGCUAACCAAAAAUGA
Messenger RNA from Cylindrotheca closterium, 660 nucleotides. Lineage: Eukaryota; Bacillariophyta; Bacillariophyceae; Bacillariales; Bacillariaceae. The record is from the annotation of a GenBank genome assembly.